Trypanosoma grayi is the source of this 408-nucleotide messenger RNA. RefSeq lists its product as hypothetical. The transcript has a single exon. The record is from RefSeq and is a predicted model, not a curated record. The coding region runs from base 1 to 408 and encodes 135 amino acids. NCBI's taxonomy places the organism in Eukaryota, Euglenozoa, Kinetoplastea, Trypanosomatida, Trypanosomatidae.
AUGCGCCUUACACCAGAGGAGAAGCAGGAGGUUUUGGACACUGUCGCGGAGAUGAUCGCCUCCACCAUUCAUGGCGCCAGCGGCGUGGAUGUGCACCAGGUCCUUGCGAACUCUCAGGCCGUUCCUCAGAAUUGGCGGGAGAUAGUGCAGCAGAAAGUGGAUGCGCGUCAAAGUUUCUCCACUGGUGGUCGGAGCAACGACGCUUCCUCCGCCGAACACGAGGCGCCACAGCCGCUGCCAGUCCUCCCUCCGUUGCAGACGUCAAAGUGGGAUUGUCCGAAGUGCGGCGCCCGGCAGGAAGUUGUCGACGCCCGAAAGUCAUUGAGGCGAAGCUGCACAUCUCCUGCUGUGCGAAUACUCUCUGACACAGUUACUUCUCUUUGCCCAGCUUGCGCUAAAGCCGUGUGA